Bombyx mori (domestic silkworm) is the source of this 5223-nucleotide messenger RNA. Its product is annotated as cytochrome P450 6B5-like. The transcript is spliced from 2 exons. The record is from RefSeq and is a predicted model, not a curated record. The coding region runs from base 1489 to 3057 and encodes 522 amino acids. Gene Ontology annotation, molecular function: monooxygenase activity; heme binding; oxidoreductase activity, acting on paired donors, with incorporation or reduction of molecular oxygen. NCBI's taxonomy places the organism in Eukaryota, Metazoa, Arthropoda, Insecta, Lepidoptera, Bombycidae.
UUUUUUGGCCGGGGGGCCGAACCUCCUACGUGGUCUCCGCGCCUAGGGGUCGCGCAGUAUGCGGGACUGGUCUGCGACUGCGAACCGCGGGCCCAAGGAUGUUUUAGGGCCCUACCGCACUAAACGAUUCCCCGGCACUCUUACACCCGACGUCCGAUCUUCGCCUGGGGUCCUUAAUCCGGUCAGAAUAUGGGGGUUCCCGCGGUCAACACUACACCAGACUCGUGGCGUCACCCCAAGAACGCUCGACCGACGGGUCGUCGAGACGAUAGUCGACGACCAACGACAGAGGUCUCCACCUUACGGCGGCUCUACCAGGCCGCCCGGGCGAUGCCGUUAGUGUUCUCGGAUACCCCGCUGGGUUAGAACCAGCCUCCUGCGUUGGAACGCGAUACACCGCCAACCGGGUUGCUCUUUCAUAGUAUGUUUGGCGACGCAUCGUCCUAUCCUCUUGGUGCCAGCGCGGUGCAGUGACGGCAGCGUGCAGCGCAGCCCCAGCCUCCUCAGGUCGCCCCGUGGUCAUCACCGGGAGGACACCACGACUCGAGAACGGCACGCCAAGAUUGAAGCUACCGGGCUCGAACUUCUGUCGCCACCAGUCCCACCUCUAGACCCAGUCUUCGGAUCCUGCCGAUGACGAAGGCCACGCUUGCACAGGAAAGACAGGCUGACUCGCGCAAAUCCUUCUCCCAGGCCACGACCAGAUUGUCGUCCGCGUAAUAAACCAGGAACAAACCCGCUCAGACCCGGGAGAGGAGCACGAAGGGUGCCCCACAGGACUCAAUCAUAGCCGAUGUUCCACAAGAGAGGGCCAAGGACUGACUCUGUGGAACCACGCUCGACCUGGAAGCGGAGCACCGUCCAGACCGAUGCAAAUACUUACACGCCAUUGCGUUCAGAGUUAUAAACGAAUGUGUGAUGAUAGAACAUUACUUGAACAUAUUCAAACAGCAUACUUACUAAUCACUAGUAGGAAUUAAAGUUUUGAAUAUUUCGUGGUAUCAGUCCUCGUCUCUUUACUGGUGGUAGGAUCUCUUGUGAGUACGCACGGGUAGGUACCACCACCCUGCCUAUUUCUGCCGUGAAGCAGUAAUGCGUUUCGGUUUGAAGGGUUUUGCAGCCGUUGUAACCAUACUGAGACCUUAGAACUUAUAUCUCAAGGUGAGUGGCGCAUUUAUGUUGUAGAUGUCUAUGGGUCCCAGUAACCACUAUAACAUCAAGCGGGCUGUGAGCUCGUCCACCCAUCCAAGCAAUAACAAAAAUAAAACAAAACGGGAAUGUAGAUUUGCUCUCUGCUAAAAUAAAUAUAAUUGUGCUACUAGCUUCACCAGCUUAUCAUCAGUGCUCAACUAAAAUCGAAGGAAUGUCCUGUAUAACUUGGAAAGUGACUACACCGACUAUUGAUGUGACAACGGUGCACACCUCCACGCCAUAGCUGGUAUAUAUACGAUACGAAUUCUUCGAAAGGAUUCAGUCGCACGUUACAAAAUGAUAUUAACUAUAAUAUUCAUUCUGAGUUUAUGUGUUUAUAUUCUCUAUAGGAUAUCUACAAGGAAAUUUGAUUAUUGGCAAAAGAAGAAUGUGAAUUACGUACAGCCGACUCCUUUCCUUGGAAACUACUCUGGGUACAUACUUCUAAAGGAAAACUUAUUGGACGUGGUGUAUAAUUUGAGUAAAUUGUUUCCAAAUGAUCCCUACGUUGGUGCAUUCUUCGGCACAAAGCCCACUUUAAUCGUUAAGGACCCUGAGUUCAUCAAACUCGUGUUGACAAAGGAUUUUUUUUACUUCACCGGCAAAGAGUGCUUCGAGUACACCCACAAAGAAGUCAUCACGCAGGGCAUCAUUUUCACGUACGGCGACCGCUGGAAGGUCAUCCGACAAAACGUGACGCCGCUUUUCUCUUCUUCAAAAAUGAGAAGCAUGUUUCGCAUUAUCGAACAUUGUUCUGGUGUUUUCGAGAAUUUGCUGGAUGAAGAAUCUUUAGCACCCGAAGUUGAAAUGAAAUCUUUAAUGUCGCGGUUCACAAUGGACUGCAUAGGCGGUUGUGUGUUCGGAGUAGACAUUAAUGCGAUGCAGGAACCCAAGGAUAACAUCUUCACAACUAUGGGAUGCCUUUUCUUGGAGACCACCACCUCCCGAGGUAUAAAAAACGUUGUCAAAGCUAUCUGGCCGGAAAUAUUCUAUGGACUAGGUUUCAAAGUAUUUCCAACGGAUAUACAUAAGUUUUUCAGUAAACUUCUAGUAAGAAUUUUCGAAGCACGGGACUACAAGCCUUCCGAACGUACCGAUUUCGUCGACCUGUUGUUAAAUUUGAAGAAGAACAGACAUAUCGUCGGCGACCGCUUGCAAAAGAUUAAAACAGGAGACGAAGGAGCAGACAGUAAAUUUGAACUGGAAGUGGAUGAUGGGCUUUUAGUGGGGCAAUGCCUAGCCUUCUUUAGCACAGGUUUUGAAACUUCAUCCACUAUUUCAAACUUUACUUUGUACGAGCUGGCAAAGAAUCCAGAUGUUCAGAAAAGAGCACAGAAAGAAGUAGACGAAUACAUUAAGAAGCACAACAAUAAACUAGAUUAUGAUUGCGUGAAGGAGCUCCCGUUUGUGGAGGCGUGUAUAGAUGAAGCGCUACGUUUGUAUCCUCUUUUUGGGGUAAUAUCAAGACAAACAGGGGAACGAUACACAUUCCCGACCGGCCUGACUCUCGACAAAGGAGAUCGCGUCCAUAUUCCCGUGUAUCAUCUGCAACGCGACCCGGAAUACUUUCCGGAGCCAGAGCUCUUCAAGCCGGAGAGGUUUUAUGGGGAAGAAAAGAAGAAUAUCAGGCCCUUUACGUAUUUGCCAUUUGGGGACGGACCACGCAUUUGUAUUGGUAUGAGGUUCGCGAAGAUGCAGAUCCUGGCCGGUCUGGUGACAAUACUGAAAAAGUACACAGUGCAACUGGCCGACGGUAUGCCGGAGACGAUCGAUAUCGAACCCAAAGCCAUUGUUACGCAGCCAGCCAUUAGCUUGCGACUAAAAUUCGUUCCGAGAAAUGAUUUGCAGAAAAGAAUUUUCGCAUAGACGUAAUAAGAGUUCUAAGUCCGGCUAUACCGUAAGCAGUCAAAGCAAACGGAUACUAAAUUUGAUGGCCCGGUCUACGUGUUUUUGACUGGCUGGGAUACUGAGCUUUAUUUAUUUAACUUUUUAAGUGGGUGAUAUUGAGUGGCUUGCUGAUAAAGCGCCCGCUUUGAAAUUCGAAAUCGACAUUUCAAUAUCAUAAUAAUAUAAGUCCCCAUCAGAACGGAGGGGUGCCGUGCUCACGGUACAAAUAGGCAGGAUGGCGUUCAUCCAGACACAUAAUACACCCUAAGAUUAAGGAUUAAUAAGUUAACACGUGUUAGGUGCGUAUUUAUAUACCUCCGCGACCGGGUAUCCGUAAAUGGAUUCCCUAACGUUAAAAAAAAAGCUGCAUUUCCUUAAAAUUUGAUACUUGCCUGCACCAUUGUGCUCAGUGCGAGUUUUUUAACUUUCUCGAUUGCGUAAAAGUUAACUCAAAUUUGUAUGGAGCUGGAACGUUUACCUACGUUUGCCGCUAGGGGCGCUGUUCCAAUUGCAUACAAUUUUUUUAUUUUAUUGCUUAGAUGGUUGGAAGAGCUCACAGCCCACCUGCUGUUAAGUGGUUACUGGAGCCCAUAGACAUCCACAACGUAAAUGCGCCACCCACCUCGAGAUAUAAGUUCUAAGGUCUCAGUAUAGUUACAACGGCUACCUCACCCUUCAAACCGAAAGGCAUUACUGCUUCACGGCAGAAAUAGGCAGGGUGGUGGUACCUACCCGUGCAGACUCACAAGAGGUCCUACCACCAGUGAUUACGUAAAUUAUAAUUUAGCGGGUUUGAUUUUUAUUACACGAUGUUAUUCCCUCACCGUGGAAGUCAAUCGUGAACAUUUGUCAAGUACGUAUUUCAUUAGAAAAAUUGGUACCCGCCUGCGGGAUUCGAACACCGGUGCAUCGCAACAACGAAUGCACCGGACGUCUUAUCCUUUAGGCCACGACUCCAAUGCUCUCUAGACAGUCCCUUUAUCUCUCAUGCAUCCAAUCUCCGACGAGAUGGAGCUCAGAGAGAUCAAGCUCUCCGAUUCGGAAUAUCGGACAGCCGUAGUACAAAUGCCACGUCCAUAAUUCUACAAGUUUCGUUUUUCAGACUAUUUAUUUGUCUAGUUUCUCACCUUUUUUUGGAUUCUCUAUGCUCUAGACUACAUUUCCGUAUAAAAUAAAAUAUAAAACUAAGUUUAUAAAUGAUAUUUGAAAUACAUAUGUAACAUAAAAACGAUUUAUAAUUUGUAUAUUAACGAAAUUAGCUGUUGUCCUAACUUGUCUUUGAACAAAGAUAAGAAAAACGAAUCUAAAUCAGGAAACAUUAUGUAAUGGAUAAUCUUUUCUAUUGCAAUGUACAUUAAAACGUUAAACCAUUACCAAUAUUUCCUAUUACUAGAGUUCCCGCAGUAGUCGAAAUUCGACUAUAAUUAAUUGGAAUUGUAAGUUUGUACACUAUUAUGAUUGUAUUUUAUAAUCACAAAUCUCGCCAAGACUACACUAUAAAAAAUAUCAACAAAGACAAUCAAUACCUAUUUAAUGUAUUCUCAAUUUGACAACAGAUGUCAAGAACAAAAGCUUGACAAUAAAUAGUAUGCAUGCGUGUGUGCGUCAAAUACAUGGUCUGUAGUGUGUGUAAUGUUGUCUUUAUUCAUUUAAUGUAUCUUUUAUGCAUUAUUUAAAAAAAAAAAUAGCUUUUUUUUUAUUGCUUAGAUGGGUGGACGAGCUCACAGCCCACCUGGUGUUAAGUGGUUACUGGAGCCCAUAGACAUCCACAACGCAAAUGCGCCACCCACCUUGAGAUACAAGUUCCAAGGUCUCAAGUAUAUGUAGUUACAUUGUUGCAUUGUGCACUUCUUCUCUAUAUUCUCUAUAAGUGUGUAAAAUUUAAUACUCCUCCGUCCGCGCAAUUUUCGUAAAAAGGGAUACAAAGUUUUCGCUUCACGUAUUAAUAUAUAGAUUAGAUUCAUUGAAGUUAGUUAACCUGUACUCAUUUAUCAAAGCGCCUGCAAUGACGCAUAGCAACACAAGAGUUUUUAUUGUUUGUCACACUUAUUAUGAGCCAUUGAAAAAUAUACUCGUAUGUAUAACCUUAUUGUUUGACAUUAUAACUAUAGAAUUUGCUUACAAAUACAUUAUUGAAAAGUACAA